GUGAGAGAAAACUAAGUCGUCUUCGAUAUUAAAAGAAUUGGAGCAUUCUUUUUAAAAGUUUUUUGAUAUUUUUAGAAAAAAAUGGAUCGCUUUAUCUUUCCCUUGAUAUUGGUUUGUUUCCUCUACUUGCCAAGUGGACAUGCAGGACAGACAGGCUCUGAACAAAGCUUUCUUUCCAGGCACUUACUUCAGGAAAAUGAAAGCUUUGCUGACAGCUACCCAUUUCCUGCUGAACUAUUUAAUUAUCAGCAGCUUCAAGAUGGAGCCAUAGUUCUCUACAUUAUUGGGUUAAAUUGUGUAUUCUUUGCCCUUGGACUUGUGACUUAUCACUUCUUCCUACCUAGCAUCGAUGUGUUCAUUGAGAAAUUUGAUAUCUCUCCUGAGAUAUCCGGAGCAAUCAUACUUCCAGCAGCUUGGGCACUUUCAGAACUUAUCACUUCCAUCAUUGGAGUCUUUGUUUCCAUGAGAGAGGUGAGCAUUGGAACCAUUGUAGGAUCUUCAGUUGCAAAUGUUAUCUUUGCCAUUUUAACAUGCGCCUUUGCAUGCACAAAACCUUGUUCUCUGAAAGCAGGGCCACUGAUAAGAGAUAUGUUGUUCUUUGCGGUCAGCAUUAUUCUACUGGGACUGUUUUCAGUGGAUAGUCAGUUUAAAUGGUGGGAGGGAUUGAUUCUGCUGUUCUGGUAUAUUAUGUACAUCUUGUACAUGUCAUUCAGAAAAAAAAUUGAAAGUGUGUGCAGGCCCUGCUGCAAGAAAGCAGAGAAAACUGAAGAAGGGAGCGAAAAUGUUGAAGAAAAUAAUGAAUUCCAAUUCAAUCCUGAUAAAAAACCUGUCUUUGAAGUUCAGUGCUGUAAACCUGAUGAUAGCGCCCCUGAGAUGAAGAUUCAAACAACUCAGCAAGAGACGAGCGCAAUUCUACGGUUUUUGUCAAGGCUGAUUUGGAUCCUGUCCUUACCCUAUGUCAUCCCAAUGUGGAUUAUAACUCCAGAUCCCAAAAUUCGAAUCUUAAAAAAUCUUUUUCCUAUUACAUUCAUUGUCAGCAUUGGUUGGAUCAUGGGGUUCUCUUACUUGAUGAUAUGGUGGGCCUCUACAAUAGGGGUUGUACUAGGCAUACCAACUAGUAUUUUAGGGAUAACAGUCCUGGCUCUGGGUUCCCAUAUACCUCUGCUUAUAGCUGUUGUUCUGAUGGCAAGACAGGGACAUGGAGACGUUGCAGUCAGCUUUUCAAUAGGAUCCAAUAUAUUUAACGCAACCGUCAUACUUCCAAUUCCGGUCAUCUUGAACAAAAUCAUUUUUCAGCAAGACACAUAUGUCAACUCUUACAGAAUGGGUUGCAGUAUUGGAUUACUUUUCAUCAUCUUUAUUCUUGUUCUUCUUAUCAUCCUCAUUUUUAGAGGGAGAAUGACCAAGUUUAUGGGAGUUAUACAAGGCAUUCUUUAUUGUCUUUUUGUUGUGGUUUCCUUGUUAUUUGAGUACAAUUAUAUAAGCUGUCCAAUCUAGAGGACUUUUUCUCGAAUUUUGCUUUAGUGUCAGCUGUGUGCAAAGUGGAGAUACGCUUAAAUAUUGAUUUAAUGUCGUCUUCCUAUUCCAGGAUUUUUUGGUUCUCACUGAAUUCCAUAUGAACUUGAGGCCUAACCCAGUCUUAAAGAAAAAGAAAAAUGUUAAUAUUUUAUUUCAAAAAUUAUUAAACAUUUUCCUUUUUUGAUGGUUGUCCUAGCACUAUUGCAUAUAGGAAUGCUUCUAUUUUUUAUUUUUUAUUCUAAUGGAUAAUUAUAUUUUUUAUAAACAUUCUUGUUAAUGUUUUUUUUUGCUUCUGUGAAGCUAUGAUGGUUAACAUUAACAAUAUAACAAUAAUGCAUAUUUUAAAAAUUAUUGAUUAACAAUGUGGGUUUUGACAAUUGUAAUAUCAAUAUGUUUCAAGUUCCUUACUUUAUUGAUUUCUCAAUUCAAGGGAAAUAACCUGGGGAAUUCAAAGGAUUUAAAUAAAAUUGUUUAACAAAGAGUUGUUUAAACACCCCCUUCAGGUUUUGCUUCAAAAUCGUGAUCAAAACCUUGGAAAAUUAAGACAGCUUUUUUGUUAAAAAAAUAACUAAUUUUAAAUUGUUUUGUCAUAGAUUAAUAGCAUAACCUUAAUUUUCACUUUCUCUUGGUACUUUUCAACCAAUUAAUCUUUAUGUAACAGCAAUUAAUCUUUAUGUAAUAGCAAUUAAUCUUAAUGUAAUAGCAAUUAAUCUUUAUGUAAUAGCAAUUAAUCUUUGUGUAACAGUAAUUAAUCUUUAUGUAACAGCAAUUAAUAUUUAUGUAAAAGCAAUUAAUCUUUAUGUAAUAGCAAUUAAUCUUUGUGUAACAGCAAUUAAUAUUUAUGUAAAAACAAUUAAUCUUUAUGUAAUAGCAAUUAAUCUUUAUGUAACAGCAAUUAAUAUUUAUGUAACAGCAAUUAAUCUUUAUGUAACAGCAAUUAAUCUUUAUGUAAUAGCAAUUAAUAAGCUUCAAAUUAAUGCAAGUUUAUACCUAAAAGGAUAAGACAGGAAAGAAAAUCUAAAAUCAUUAAAAAUUCUUGAUGAUUAAACCUUAUGCCUUGAAUAAAGUCUUUAAAAUGGCUAAUAUUUAAUAUUUUGCCAAAGAAAAAAACAAUUCUGCCUCGGGAGGCAAUCUUGAUUAUAAGGAAACACUCUGCUACCGUACAAUUAGCGUUGUUUAUGGUUUUGGAUCGCGUUAAUUUGAUAAAACUUCCAAGAUGUCAAAACAGUGUCAAAGUUUGAUUGCAAUAUUUUAACUUUCAAAUAUCUUUAUCCUAAAAAAUUAAAAAUAAAUAGAAAAAUAUCCUGAAAUGAUAGUACAGCACAGCCAAGGAGUAUGAAAUAGAAGGAAGAUACAACUGACGCGGCCCGCCCUACCAUAUGAUUAUACAUGCUUUGCA
Molecule: messenger RNA, 2917 nt
Organism: Eurytemora carolleeae
Lineage: Eukaryota; Metazoa; Arthropoda; Copepoda; Calanoida; Temoridae
Product: sodium/potassium/calcium exchanger Nckx30C
Exons: 2
Coding region: 82-1497 (471 amino acids)
Biological process (GO): intracellular calcium ion homeostasis; calcium ion transmembrane transport
Cellular component (GO): membrane
Molecular function (GO): calcium channel activity; calcium, potassium:sodium antiporter activity
Source: RefSeq, a predicted model, not a curated record